Messenger RNA from Macroventuria anomochaeta, 480 nucleotides. RefSeq names its product 40S ribosomal protein S11. The transcript is spliced from 4 exons. Lineage: Eukaryota; Fungi; Ascomycota; Dothideomycetes; Pleosporales; Didymellaceae. Gene Ontology annotation, cellular component: ribosome; cytosolic small ribosomal subunit. Gene Ontology annotation, biological process: translation. The record is from RefSeq and is a predicted model, not a curated record. The coding region runs from base 1 to 480 and encodes 159 amino acids. Gene Ontology annotation, molecular function: structural constituent of ribosome.
AUGGCUACCGAGCUCACUGUCCAGUCGGAGCGCGCUUACCAGAAGCAGCCUCACAUCUUCCAGAACCACAAGGCCGGCGGUCCCCGCAAGAACACCCGCACCAGGAGAUGGUAUAAGGAUGUCGGUCUGGGUUUCCGUACCCCCAAGACCGCCAUUGAGGGCACCUACAUCGACAAGAAGUGCCCUUUCACCGGCAUGGUCUCCAUCCGUGGCCGUAUCCUCACCGGUACCGUCAUGUCCACCAAGAUGCACCGCACCUUGAUCAUCCGUCGUGAAUACCUCCACUUCAUCCCCAAGUACUCCCGUUACGAGAAGCGCCACAAGAACCUUGCCGCGCACGUUUCACCCGCUUUCCGUGUCGAGCCCGGUGACCAGGUUGUCGUCGGCCAGUGCAGGCCCCUCUCCAAGACUGUCCGCUUCAACGUCCUCCGUGUCCUCCCCCGCAAGGGCCAGGCUGCCAAGCAGUUCUCCAAGUUCUAA